Messenger RNA from Pelobates fuscus (common spadefoot toad), 1507 nucleotides. It is a transcript of the gene P2RX2, whose product is annotated as purinergic receptor P2X 2. The coding region runs from base 1 to 1320 and encodes 439 amino acids. The record is from RefSeq and is a predicted model, not a curated record. Gene Ontology annotation, molecular function: extracellularly ATP-gated monoatomic cation channel activity; purinergic nucleotide receptor activity; ATP binding. The transcript is spliced from 12 exons. Lineage: Eukaryota; Metazoa; Chordata; Amphibia; Anura; Pelobatidae. Gene Ontology annotation, cellular component: signaling receptor complex; nuclear inner membrane; plasma membrane. Gene Ontology annotation, biological process: calcium ion transmembrane transport; response to ATP.
AUGACAGGCUGCGCAUCCCACACUCUGCAAUGGAUUGGGCAACUGUGGGAGUACGAGACACCCAAAGUGAUUGUGGUAAAGAAUCGUCACCUGGGGACCAUUUACAGGCUUCUGCAGCUGCUCAUCAUUGUGUACUUUGUGUGGUAUGUGUUUGUGGUCCAGAAGGGGUACCAGGCAAAGGAAACUGGCCCAGAAAGUGCCGUAAUUACAAAAGUUAAAGGAGUGUCCAUAUCCAGAGUGCAUAGAGGACUAAAAAGGAUUUGGGAUGUAGCUGAAUAUGUGAAGCCUCCAGAGGGGGGAAGCAUCUUUACUAUUAUAACCAGGACAGAAAGCACCAAACUGCAGACUAUGGGGACCUGUGCAGAGAGUAGGACUGUACCUGAAGCCCAGUGCAUCAAUGAUGAGGACUGUGUCAAGGGAGGGGUGCAUAUACUUGGCAAUGGGGAACAGACGGGGCGCUGUAUCCAAGCUGGGAGGGGGUCACUGAAAACCUGUGAGAUUAUUGGUUGGUGCCCACUGGAAGAUGAAACUGUUACCAGUGAAUCAUUGCAAGAAUUUGUUCCAAGCUUCACUAUUUUAAUCAAGAACGUUAUCCACUUUCCUCAAUUUGGAUUUUCCAAGGGCAACAUAGAGGGGCAGGAUUUCUUGAGGAACUGCACCUAUCAUCCCAUCUCCUCACCUUCAUGUCCCAUAUUCACCGUGGGCUUCAUUGUGAGUGAGGCUGGUGUCAACUUCACAGAAAUAGCAUAUAAGGGUGGAAUUAUAGGGGUUAUCAUUAACUGGAAUUGUAAUUUAGAUUUGCAUCCUUCAAAUUGUCAUCCACAAUAUUCAUUCCGAAGACUUGACUUGCAGAGCAAAGUGUCCUCUGGAUACAACUACAGAUAUGCCAAAUAUUACAAAAAGAAUGGUACAGAGUCUCGCACCCUCAUCAAGGUGUAUGGAAUUCGUAUUGAUGUGAUUGUCCAUGGAGAGGCUGGGAAAUUCAGUCUUAUCCCAACCAUCAUUAACCUGGCCACAGCACUGACAUCUAUUGGUGUAGGAUCUGUACUCUGCGACUGGAUAUUACUGACAUUCAUGAACAAGAACAACAUGUACAGCAUGCGGAAAUACGACGAGGUACGGAAGGGGAAGGGGCAGGAGCCAAGCCCACCAAAUCUAACUUCAGCUAGCUCCCCGCAGUCCUGCGCUACUUCUCAAUCUCUUUGCACUCCUCAAGAAUCUGCAUACAGAGACAGUAGCCCCGAAAAUGACAGCAGAGUAUCACCAGAGGGACAUACGCAGACAACAUUGGAAGGGACAGAGCAGCCUCCUGGAAGCUGAUACUUUGAAAGCUCUGUCCUCAUCAACCCGAAAUUAAAAAUGAAAUAAAUUGAUAACAUUGCUAUUAGACAGUUGUUUCAAUGCCAACUGUAUGCUCAAGGGAAUAACAGGGUAAGGGGCAUAGCAUUGGUGGGAGGGUGAAGAGCAUGACACACGGGGAAGAUGUUCUAGUGACAAUGGAAACCAU